UGGGAGCGUGCGCGCGCCCCCAGAAGCUGGGAAGAGCUCGCGGGGCGAGGGGAUCAGCCUCAGCUGGGCCGGGGCGUCGAGGGUCCGGGCUCCUCUUGCGAAGGCCACGUGGCUAGGGGGCGUGGCGGGCCCAGAGGGAGCCUCCGAGCGUGCUCUCCAGCCCCGCCGCCGCCGCCGCAGCGCCUUUCUCUCCUCUCGUGGAGUCAGCGGCCAGGAGCCUCCCCGACAUGUGCCUCAACACGGUCUUCUUGGCCGUCGCCGGGGCGUGAGCGUCGCUGCUUCGUGCUGCUCCUGCUGCUGCGUUCUCCGUGCUUGAAUCUCAGGCUCCGUUGCGGUGUGUGCAGGGUUAUAGGAAAAACAGGAUGAAGGAGGUGGUGUCAAAUAACAGCACGACAAGUAUAUCUCAAGCAAGAAAAGCAGUGGAACAACUAAAAAUGGAGGCCUACUUGGACAGGAUAAAGGUAUCCAAGGCUGCUGCUGAUUUGUUGGCAUACUGUGAUGCCCAUAUGGGAGAAGAUCCACUUAUUAUACCAGUGCCUGCAUCUGAAAAUCCCUUCAGGGAGAAGAAGCUGUUGUGUACUAUUCUUUGAAUUCCCUUAAAAUUAAAAAAAAAAAUGUCCUUUGUGAAAAUGUUACUGAUGGUGCAUGCUUUUCCUGAAGACCUCAUCUGGGUUACACAAUAAUUUAGUUCAGUAGUGACUUUCUAAGAAAACAGUACCAUUUGAGGCUACUGUAAGUAUUUUACAUGAAUGUCUAAGAUAAUGUAAACUUUUCUAUCAAUUCUCUAUAGUAAAUAUUUCUGUUGUUGUUAGUUAUUUUGUAAUGAAGGAACUCUUAUUUUGUCUCAGAUGUAUGACAGUUUGCCAGUUAGCCACUUCUAUGUGUGUAUGUCUAUGAGAGAAAUAGUUAUCGAGAUGAGCAAUACCAACUCUCAGUUUUUUUAAAAAAAAUAUGUUUCUUUUAGUUUAAGAAAAGCAACUUCAGCGAGUAGUGUUGUGCUUGGGGAUACCAAUGAAAAUACUGGAGCUUUUCAGAAUCUAGGUUUACCUCUCCAUUUUAGGGAUUAAUCUGCUAGAUUGCUCAACCUUUGUUUCUGACUGCAUCAAAAGCAAUUCUAGAUGAUGAACACAACAAAAAACUGCAAGACACACUAAGACUGUGCAGAUCUUAAUCCAUAAAUCAGAAUGACAUCCUAGAAGAUUAGCAGGGUCAGUAUGUAUAGCAAGUACAAUGGACGAAUUGGACUUCCACACAUUUAAGUAGCAGUUUUUACAGGUACUUAUGCUUCCAGUUUAGCAUUAUAAAACAUGAACCCAGCAGUGCAGGUAGGUAUCACCUGGACAUGCCUUUAAUAAUUGGUUUUACCCUAGGUUGGUCACUGCAUGCUGUUGUUACAGUUCUGCAUGCAUUAUGUAAUUGUGUUUUCUAUGUCACUGCCUUAUGUUACCUUUUAUCCUUAAACAUUUCCUUAUGUCCUCUAAAUAAAGGCAAAAGGAUUAAUGUGAUUUUCCCUUUUGGACAACCACCUUUAACUUGCCUCGUGCUAUGUGCUCAACAGUGUUACUGUGUGACCUAAGUCGUCUUC
Messenger RNA from Gekko japonicus, 1585 nucleotides. It is a transcript of the gene GNG4, whose product is annotated as guanine nucleotide binding protein (G protein), gamma 4. Gene Ontology annotation, cellular component: heterotrimeric G-protein complex. Gene Ontology annotation, biological process: G protein-coupled receptor signaling pathway. The record is from RefSeq and is a predicted model, not a curated record. Gene Ontology annotation, molecular function: G-protein beta-subunit binding. Lineage: Eukaryota; Metazoa; Chordata; Lepidosauria; Squamata; Gekkonidae. The transcript is spliced from 3 exons. Bases 363 to 590 code for a protein of 75 amino acids.